Ixodes scapularis (black-legged tick) is the source of this 1080-nucleotide messenger RNA. RefSeq names its product juvenile hormone acid O-methyltransferase-like. Bases 161 to 1027 code for a protein of 288 amino acids. The record is from RefSeq and is a predicted model, not a curated record. NCBI's taxonomy places the organism in Eukaryota, Metazoa, Arthropoda, Arachnida, Ixodida, Ixodidae. The transcript has 3 exons.
ACCGAGCCUCCCGCAAACAAGCAUGUGGUCUGACGUUGCAUGACUUAUUUUUGUAGAGUUGCAACCCGUGAUCCCAUCUAGCGUUCAGUUAAUUUCAGACCCGCUGGCAGUGACACAGCCAUUAAGCAUCUCUGGUCAUUUCUGCCUUGAGUCUGUCACGAUGGAAAACACCGAACCCGCCAAAAAGACGCUGAUGCCAGAGUUGUACACUAACGCAACUACUGCGAAAUGGUUUUCUGUAUCAGCCGAUAUACUGCGCUCCGUUCAAGGGUCGUUUCCGAGAGGCCCCACCGAGGACCAGCAGUUUCUGGACCUGGGUUGCGGCCCCGGGAACAUCACGCGCGACGUGCUCCUGCCCCAAUGUCCACCUUGCCGAAGGUUUGUCGCCGUCGACUCGUCCGAAGACAUGGUGAGGUAUGCGAGGGAGCAUUUUUACCACCCAAAGAUCUGCUACGACACCCUCGACAUUAUGUCGGACGACCCAUCUGACUUUGUGGGGCGGUACGGGCUCUUCGACCGGGUCUACGCGCUCCUCCUCCUCAACUGGCUGAAGGACCAGGAGCAGGCGCUCAAGAACAUCGCCAAGCUGAUGAAGCCGGGAGGAGAGGCAUUUUUUAGUUUCAGCGCCAGCACCCCGCAGAUGAGAUUUCGUAAGAAGUUGGCCGGAAUGCCGCGCUGGAGCAAGUACGCAAAGAUUUGCGAGAGUUGCACUCCUCCAACCGUAGACCUUGCUGGUAAAGACGCCCUCGUCUCUUACGUGAGAGGCAUUCUGAAAAACGCCAACUUGACCCCGUCCAUGUGCGAAUUCAGGAGUACCGUCUACGACACCCGCGCAAGCCUGGAAGACUUAAUCCAGGACUUGAUGGACACAAACCCCAUAAGGGCGUUUCUGACAAAGGAAGAAGAGCUGCUCCUUCUCCAAGACGCCACCGAAGAAGCAAAGCGGCUGUGGGCCGGCAAAGAGGCCGACGCUUCUCUUAUGGCGAUAACCACCUUUGUGGUACGAGCAUCCAAACCGAAACACUGAACGCGGACACAAAACGAACCUUUCAGUAAAUAAAUACAUGUUUUUUUUCUCUC